Danaus chrysippus (African queen) is the source of this 474-nucleotide messenger RNA. The record is from the annotation of a GenBank genome assembly. NCBI's taxonomy places the organism in Eukaryota, Metazoa, Arthropoda, Insecta, Lepidoptera, Nymphalidae.
AUGGACGAUGCACUAGGGUUAAACAAGAUUGUAGAAGACAAACAGUCGAAUCAAAAUUGGCGGUUGAGUAAUGAAGGAGAACCCUCAAGAAUUGACUUUGCAGACGGAUUGAACCGUCUGCAAGUGAUACCGCAGAACAUUGCUGAUUUUGAUUUGCUUGCUGAAUCAAUGACUGCACCUCCAGUGGCUCAUAUAAUAUUUUCAAGAAGUGAAGAUAAGUUGAUCACAUUUCAAUGUUUUAUACAAGCUCUCUUAAGCGAAUGGAAAACACUUAAGCCGUGGUGUGCUGCUUGUAUUAUUCUGCUUGCAGCAGUUGUGGAAGCUUUUACAAGUGACACGUACAUACGAUCUCAAGCACCAAGAGAACUCAGUAGACAUAUAACUGAGAAGAUAGAAAAGUCAUCAUAUAAAUUGGAGAUUAUUUACGAGGAGUCGAGACAGGGAGUUUCUUUUGCAGCUUUUAAAUUAGAUUAA